AUGGGUAGGCUCAUUAAAAACCACUGGGCCAGGUUGAUCAUCCUUACAGCAGCAGCCUACCAAGUAGGUAGCGCAGUUGAGGGGUUCAUCUGGCCCAAAGUCUUCUGGGACUUCAUAACCAAAAAUCUUAACGGAGCCGUGACACCAGUUCCUGUACUCCAGAUUUUGAAUCUCGUUAUGGGGUUGGUUGGCCUCGCAUGGGAAUGGCCAUUAAAAUACGUCGCGGGAACAAUGCCACACCGCAGUAUUGAGUUCCGCCUGAUGAUGUAUCCUUUGAGCGCUAUCAUCGCCAUCCUCCUAUACCAAGGCACAGAUGCAGCUCUCUACUAUCUUGUCGGAAUUGCUGUUUACUUCUGGGCCUAUAGUGAAGGCGAGGUGAGUUUUGCCCAGCCUCCGCCUCGUCAUAUCGGCGUACCUGACCCCCCUCCACAGGUUAACGACGAGACCAGCAGCGAUCCUGGCCCUGUGCCCAGCGACGACGAUGUACCCGUUAACAAGAUAACGAGUUUCAACGGAGGACUGAAAAGAUACAUCCAUGUCUCGCAAACAGUCACCAGUAGCACCACCAGCGGGCCCACACAGCAAGACGCAAAACGCGAUUCCGACACCACCCUCCCCCUCGACAACGAACCCGCCUCCUCCAAACGGAGAAAGAAGCUCGAGUCUCCCACAGUAACAACAAUCACAUCAAGCUCGACAGCGACAGUAAUUCCAGCCAGAAGCCGAAGAAGCCGCCAGCAAACAUCCGCGCCGUCCUCGCCAACAAAGACCCCGCGAACCCCGACUCCCUCUGCCUCAGUCUCCCGCCUCCAAGACACCCUCCCCCCCAACCUUGACCUCCUUCUCGUCGGUGUCAACCCUGGCAUCAUGACGGGCGCCACCGGCUUCGCGUACGCCCACCCGUCAAACCUCUUCUGGAAACUGCUUCAUUCCUCGGGCAUCACGCCCAUCCGCCACCCGCCCUCGGACACCUACAGGCUUCCGGGCCUGUACAAUAUCGGCAACACGAAUAUUGUGGAGCGCCCCACGCGCGACGCCAGCAUGCUGGGCAAGGCCGAGAUGGACGCGGGCGUGCCGGUCCUGGAAGAAAAGGUCGCGGCGAAGCGGCCCCAGGCUGUGUGUUUGGUUGGCAAGGGCAUCUGGGAAGCUGUGUGGCGGGCGAGGAAGGGGCGGGCGAUCCGCAAGGAGGAGUUUCGGUAUGGGUGGCAGGAUGCCGCGGAGAAUAUGGGGAGGUCCAAGGAGUGGGCUGGGGCGAGGGUGUUUGUGGCUACGACGACGAGUGGGUUGGCUGCUUCGAUGACGCUGGCCGAGAAGGAAGCCGUAUGGAAUCAAUUAGGGGAAUGGGUUGUUCAGAAGCGGGAGGAGAAGAGUGUAGAAUGUAAGUGA
Aspergillus ochraceoroseus IBT 24754 is the source of this 1386-nucleotide messenger RNA. RefSeq names its product mismatch-specific DNA-glycosylase. Bases 1 to 1386 code for a protein of 461 amino acids. The transcript has 3 exons. The record is from RefSeq and is a predicted model, not a curated record. NCBI's taxonomy places the organism in Eukaryota, Fungi, Ascomycota, Eurotiomycetes, Eurotiales, Aspergillaceae. Gene Ontology annotation, molecular function: mismatch base pair DNA N-glycosylase activity. Gene Ontology annotation, biological process: base-excision repair, AP site formation.